UAAGAACAAGAACUAUUCACUUUCCGGGUCCGUUUAUUAAUGGUGCCUGCUUCUCAAAACAGCAAGAAUCCCGAGGCAGUGUUUACAUUUUUAACUAAACGUUUUGGGGAAUAAAAUAAACAUCACAAGAGCAAUACCAUGUCAGACACGGUAUGGGCACGGUUUAACGAACGUCUUGCUUGUCUGUGAAUUGGUUUAAGAGACAGAAUAAUGGUUGAGCAAUGCUUGCUAGCAAGCUACGUUAGCUGCUAUGUGGGCCGAGAAGAGUAGUGUUUAACACAAGCUAUCUAGUUAGCUACUGUAGGUAGCUAGAUCGAAAAUAGUGCCACUGACUGUGCACGAACGGUAUAACAUUAGGUUUUACUUGCAAGAUUGUAGCUAGCUAUCUGUCACAUGGCUUUCCAUUUUUGGUCUACUAUGUAACGUUACCGAUUCAACUUAUUCUGUUUGGCAAGGACAGGGGAUUCAUAACGUGUUGACAGUGCAGUAGGCUAUCUGACUAUGCUGAUGUAAUGUUGUAUGUACAUGUCAAUGGGACACUUUUCUUCCAGGAGUCAAAAGUUGUUGCUUUCUGUAUAUUCUAGGAAACAAAACCCUCAAGUGGCGAUGGAGGUGAGAAGAAAGAUGGAGAGUACAUUAAACUGAAGGUGAUUGGUCAGGUAAGAGAAUAUGGAGAAGUGUGGAUGCAUCUCAGAUAGGAGAGUUCCUUCCUUGCCUCCUUUCCUAUAUGUGCUAAUAUGAAAGGACACUGGGGGAGCCAUAGGCCUUUUCUCAUUUGGGCUAAAGUCUGUCCUCCCUCUCUCCUCCGCCCUCUCUCCUCAGAAACCGAUAAGUGGUCAGGGAGAGUGUCAAUUCGUUAGUAGGCAAAUGGAAGAGGGUCCUCCCUUCCUCGAUAGCCUCCUUUUGGCAAGGAAGCACAAGCAAAGAUUUUUAUAACUAGCUCAUUGUUCUUUCUGUGGCACAAGGGUUUAUGCUACCUGAGUCCUUCGAGGACGAGUUUUGAAAUCUGCCACACACCCUUUGAAUCAGCUAUUUUCUCAAAGGAGAAAAGCAUGCAAACAUUUAAAAAUGAUAUGCUACUCAUCCUUUUAUCUUUUAAAUGUAUUUCACAACUAGCUAAGUUAGUUUUUAUCACUUAAUACAUUUAUUUUGGGAUCCCACCCUGUAAAUGUAAUUUGCCUGAUGACACGUGAUUGGAAGAGCGAUUGGAAGUGUAUUUCCGUCCACUUUCCAUCUCCUCGCUGCCUCUCCUUGAUUAGGAGGAGAGAGGAUGCAGAAGUUGAGUAAAUCCAAUUGAGAAAAGGCCAUAUCCUGGACUAAAAAGCAUUUAAAAUGGGAAUUCUCCAUUGAUCUUGCUAUUUAGUCCAGGACUAGAAAUUAGUGUACUAGGAACUAAUGUCUGGGAAAGCACCCCUAGAAGCCUGGCACAAACAAGACUAUGAGUUGUGUUCACCAGUUAGGCUCUAAAAAAGGCCUAAUUCUAUCUUUACUUUCAGGACAACAGCGAAAUUCACUUCAAAGUGAAGAUGACAACACAUCUAAAGAAGCUAAAGGAAUCUUACAGUCAAAGACAGGUAGUUAUGAAGCCAAACGAUUGUCCCUGUGCUAUCACAUUUUGACAAUGUGGGUCAGAACUUCAGAAUUCAUAUCAUCAUGUUCGCAGUAUCUGAUGCAACCAUGUGUGAUUCCUUCCUGCAGGGCGUACCAAUGAAUACCCUACGGUUUCUUUUUGAAGGACAGAGAAUCUCAGACAACCAAACCCCCAAAGAGGUAUCCCACCCAUCCCUCUUCCCUUGUAUCAUCCAUACAACCACUAGCCUGGGUGCAAGGCUGUUUCUCUUGCCAAACCCUUAUGGAAUUGACAUGUCCCAAACAUGAACAGACUGGCACCCAGGCUAUACAACUUUAAAUAAUCAUUUUCUUAUUUAUUAAAUUUUUUAGGUGACAUUUCUAUUUGUUUUCUGUGAACCUUGAACAUACUUGCAGAUAAACUUUCCCCUGCAUCUUUCUGACUUUCUCUCCCCCCCUUCCCCUCUCUCUCACCCCCUUCCCCUCUCUCUCACCCUUCCCCUCUUUCUCUCUCACCCUUCCCCUCUUUCUCUCUCCCCCUUCCCCCUUUCUCUCUCCCUUCCCCUUUCUCUCUCCCCCUUCCCCUUCCCCUCUUUCUCUCCCUCCCCCCCUUCCCCUCUUUCUUCUCCUCCCUUCCUCUAUUCUCCCACUUUUUUCACACCUACCUUUUCCCUUUUUUCCACCUUUCCCUUUUUCCUCCUCUUUUUCUUCACCAUCUUGGAUGUCAUUGAAGUGUAUCAGGAACAGACCGGUGGACUUUGGAAUGAUUAGACUCGCUAUAUUUUUCUCAUUUUGAAUUUUGUAUGUAUUUUGCGUUUGUGUUUCAAACCAUCUGGAUCCCACACUCUACUGGGGCUUCCAUGUGUGAGAGCACAAAGAACGAGUGUGGAAGAAUGGAUAGAUGAUCUAUUCUCCUUUUAAACACCUCACACAAUCAUUUCUUCUCCCUCAUUUACAAUGCAGGUAACAUUGUAGUGCAGACAGUGUCAUAGCUGAAUGUCCCCUAUUGAGAGAUGACGCAUACAAUUACUGGUUUUCUCUAGACUGCUACACAUGCCUCGUUCGCACACAAAGUUGGAAUAUACUGUCUCUGAAUGCUAAAGCAUUGUUUUGGAUCUGUUUAGCAAUCCCAGCUUUCUACCAUUGAUGGAUCUGGUCUAAUGAUAUUUUAAAUAUAAAAUGUUUUUAUGAUCAUGAUGUAUAUUUUGCAUCCAGUAUUUGUGUGUAGUAAUUAUUCAUGCCUGUCCUUGGUCAAGAUUCCCCAACCGGCGGGCCGAAUUUGGCACGCGGGUGACUGUUUCUGGCCUCUUCUUGGACUUAAGUGUUUUUCUUGUUUGUCUGUCCUUUUAUCAAAAUAGUCUUGCUGUUUUUAACCACAACAGUAGCCACACAUAGUAAUGAUGUCAAUGCAACAAAUGAUUCCUUAUGGAGGCAUUGAUCCGGAUGGUUUGAAGCAGAAAACUUGUUUUCUUUUUUUGAAUAAAAUGUUUAACAAAAACAGGACUGAUAGUUUCCAACUUUGACACGUGUGUACCAUCCAUGGUAGACCAAACAAGAAUGUUCUGGAGCAGGACUGCAGGUUGGAUUCCUGU
Molecule: messenger RNA, 3161 nt
Organism: Coregonus sp. 'balchen'
Lineage: Eukaryota; Metazoa; Chordata; Actinopteri; Salmoniformes; Salmonidae
Source: the annotation of a GenBank genome assembly